Molecule: messenger RNA, 849 nt
Organism: Exserohilum turcica Et28A
Lineage: Eukaryota; Fungi; Ascomycota; Dothideomycetes; Pleosporales; Pleosporaceae
Exons: 2
Coding region: 1-768 (255 amino acids)
Source: RefSeq, a predicted model, not a curated record
AUGACAGCAAACACUGAAAAGGAACUCAUCCUAAUCACAGGAGGUACAAACGGUGUUGGUCUAGAGACUGUGAUAUACAUUGCCUCUGCUUCACCGAAAUACCACAUUAUCAUCGGCGCGCGCAACCUCUCCAAAGGCGAGAAAGUCCACAAAGACGUACAGGCCAGGCCCGGUAUCCAAGGCACUGUUUCCGUCGUUCAACUCGAUGCCACCGAUGACGCAUCCAUCCAGGCAGCAGCCAAAAAAGUUGAGCACGACUUUGGCCGUCUCGACGUCUUGAUCAACAAUGCCGGUAUAUGCCCGGAGCGAGACGGCCAGUGGCCCGACCGCAAGGUCCUCCAGGAUACCUUUGAGACCAACGUGUUCGGCCCUGCCAUAGUCACUCAGGCUUUCAUCCCAGUGUUGAAAAAGUCCUCUAGCCCGCGCCUCGUCAACGUCACGUCGAUAAUGGCCAGCAUAAGCUCCAUCUCGGACCACAGCUUGCCUUAUUCAGGCGCCCGUUAUCCUGGCUACCGCAUGAGCAAGGCAGCGCUGAACAUGCUGACGGCAUACCAGUACUUCCAGCUCAAGUCUGAAGGAUUCAAAGUGUGGGCGUUCUGCCCUGGCUACGUCGCGUCGGACAUUGGAGGUGACAAGGAAGAGAGAAUCAAGCAGGGUGUUGACAGUACCGAAACAAGUGCGAAAGGCUUGUUGGAGAUUGUCGAGGGUCAAAGAGAUGAGCAUGUGGGCUGCUUCAUAGGCCGGAAUGGAGCCAAGUACGAGUGGUAAAGGGUGCUAGAAGCAGAGUACAUGAGGACGUCCAUUUUGCAACUCAAUUCACGUGGUAACAGCACAGGCCUAUGAUAUCCC